UUUACUCCAUACGGAAAAAAAUUACAAAUUUUACUUCAAAAAUGAAUUAUCUGAUGCUUGGAAUAUUUUCAAUAUUUACAAAUAUUAUGCUGGUCGUUGCUGUUUCGAUGAAAGGAGUACACAGUAGAUCGAAAAACUCUGUCAUGGUACAAAAUAUUCCGCUGGAAAUAUUUGAUAGGACAGUAAAUUUUAGUGACAGAUCAGGAAUUCUCGUUGGUCCAAAAACUCCCAUUUAUUUAUUGAGAUCCAGGUUACCAAAUUUUAACCAACAUAAUACUGGAGUAAGAAAAAGAAAUCGGCGUUAUAUUAAAGAGAAAAUAAUUCCGAUUCCUGAUAUUGUUUAUCCGGAAAUUUUGAUAAUUGUCGACUAUCAUCUGUAUAAAAAUUAUAAUCGAAGGACAAUUAUUCCUUAUUUAUUGUCAUUUUGGGACCAAGUCGAUUCAAUUUUUAGUUCAUUAGAGAACCCAAAGUUCAAAUUAAGUAUUGCUGGAAUUAUUAUCGCUCAGGACAAUAGUGUUUUUGAAUCCUUCAUUCCAUCGAAGUCAUCAGAAAUUGAUUACAAGGAUGCGAAAAAAAAUAUGAAUUUAUGGCUUUCUAGGGCAAGAGAAGCGAUUCCUUUUGAAAGUUAUGACACUUACGUUAUUAUGACUCGAACACGAAAUAAGGAGAGUGGUAAUAAGCGAAUUCUGGGAAUAUCAGGUAUUCAGACUGCUUGUGUUACUCCGGAGUCGAAUCAUGAUCUCGGAGGAAUAAUUUUUACCCCGGGUGGUAUACAGGGUACUCGGACUGCUGGACAUGAAUUAGGUCAUAUAUUUGGAGCGGAACAUGAUAAACCCGAUUGCGGAAAAUCGUAUCUUAUGGCAACUUUUGAUGGAAAUCCUACUGAUUGGUCACAAUGUUCGAUAAACAGUUUCCACGAGUCUCUCAAGCAGCAAAAUUGGACCUGUUUAUACAACAAACCUGACCACACGAAAGUCAAUAAUCUUGGUGUCUAUGAAAUUUUUGAAUCAUUUGAAAGAGAAAUUGAAAAUAAAGAUUUCUUCACUGUGCUGAUGGAUGAUGAAAAAGAAACAUUCAAUUUAAAUGAAAAAUGAU
Messenger RNA from Cotesia glomerata, 1095 nucleotides. RefSeq names its product venom metalloproteinase 3-like. Bases 42 to 1094 code for a protein of 350 amino acids. Gene Ontology annotation, biological process: proteolysis. Lineage: Eukaryota; Metazoa; Arthropoda; Insecta; Hymenoptera; Braconidae. The transcript has 6 exons. Gene Ontology annotation, molecular function: metalloendopeptidase activity. The record is from RefSeq and is a predicted model, not a curated record.